Messenger RNA from Engraulis encrasicolus (European anchovy), 7339 nucleotides. RefSeq lists its product as uncharacterized. The transcript has 3 exons. Gene Ontology annotation, molecular function: GTP binding; protein binding. Lineage: Eukaryota; Metazoa; Chordata; Actinopteri; Clupeiformes; Engraulidae. The record is from RefSeq and is a predicted model, not a curated record. The coding region runs from base 2598 to 6383 and encodes 1261 amino acids.
GUUUUGGUCCCCAUGUUAAAUUAUAAAGGUACUGAUUAAUGUAGCAAGCAAAACUCAUUGUAAUUAAUCACUUAAAUCACUGUUUAGUGCGUUUUGCUUGGGGGUGUGCAGCGCGCUGCUUGUCUUGGGCACAGGUAAGGGGGUGUUUAAAAAAAAAAAGUUUAAGAACCGCUGACCUAGAGGUAUAAAAGUAUUCAAAUUUAAUACUAAUGUAAAGGUAUAGAUACUUGGGUUUAAAAAUAUUUAUUUAUAAAUAAAAUAAUUUUAUAAUAUAUAAUUGAAGAUUCCGGUUCAAGUAAUAGUUCAAAAGAAUACACUUUAUGAGCUACUUUUAAAGUAAAAAGUAAAAGUAAUGAAAAGGGGGGAAAUGCUGUUGAGGGUAAUUUAUUCAUUGACUGUAAAUUGUGUGAAAACAGAAUGAAAUAAGUCUACUGUAUGGCUGGGGAAAGCAUAUGGUGUCAUAACUGUAUUUAUGGUUUCACAAAAGUACCUGAACAUUGCACAGAAGCUUGGUAGUGAUUGAAAAAAACAACAACUUAAUAACUGUAGUAGACUAGACCUCUGAAAAUAAAUGUGAAUGCACUCUGGGAUAGAUAACAGUAGCAAAAAUGAUGUGGUCCAAACUGCCAUGACAAGGUAAAAGUGUUAAUCACAAAGAAAACGACAUGGCAAGUUGAUUAUACUUUUGUGUUAACUUGGUUUCUGUUAAUCAAAAUAUACACUCUAAGUAGACUCGGUCUCCUCGCGGACCUCGCCUCCUCUUCUGUCAUUGGUCGAGGGUAAAAAGUACACAGUAAAUGUUGCGGUGUUAAUUCAACACUUAUAGAGUUCAUUUAAGUCCAAAUGAUGUCAAAUCAACUCUCUAAGUGUUAAAUGAGCACUGCAGAAUUUACUGUGUAGGCGUUACAGCCUCGUCACAGUUUCUGAUAACACAGCUCAUUUACAAGAAAUCAGGCCACAUAAUGGGUGGUGUAGGAUGCGCCCCUGGAGAAACACCCAGUUGAAGACAGGGGCGUCGCCAGGCCUAUUUUACAGGGGCACGUGUCUGGGUAUUUAUCUGCUGUGCCCCUGUCUGAGUUUCACCAAAACAUCAAAAAUAAAAAAAUAAAAAAAACAACCAUGCUACCUUGGAAUUUAGCUCAAGUUUAGCAUAUCAAGGGCGUCGCCAGACCUAUUUUACAGGGGUUCGUGCCUGGGUAUUUAUCUGCUGUGCUCUGGUAUGAGUUUCACCAAAAGAUAAAAGUAAAGCAAACAAAAAAAACAACAACCACACUGCCUUGGAAUUUAGCUCAAGUUUAGCAUACCAGGGACAAUGCCAGGCCUAUUUUACAGGGGUACGUGUGUAGAGAAGGGGAGUAGAGUUGCCCAGGCGGGACUGGAACCCAGACCUUCUGGGGUAGUAAACCGUGGCUCUGACCGCUACACCAAAGAGUCAGGCUCGUUGGCAUGUAAGGCAGAACACACCCACAACCCUAGUAAUGGUCACUCCAUCACACUGCCUUCCCCUUCGGGAAGCGCACCCGUGCGCUUCACACACUCAUGGUGUCCCUCACACAACUGCCCAUCAUGCUUCUCCCAUCCAGUGUGCCCCAUCAUCAAUGCUUCACCUAUCACUGAGGUCCCUCACACGGGGGUCACCAAUCCUGGGGGUCCCUCACAUGGAAUUACGGCUCACACACCAUGGGUACGCUUCCGAUGGCCUCACAAUACCAUCCCACCGCUGCCACUAAAUGUUAUAAUGUAGAGUGUCGAGGGGUCUUAAGGCUAUGGCACACAGAUACGGCAGAGGCAAGCGGUGGAUUUUCACCAUUUAUUUUUAGAGUCCACAGGUGAGAGGCAGUGAGCCAGUGACUAAAUUAAAGAAACCCAACGAAAAUGAAAACAGAAGAUCCUAAAGUCUAUUUACAAAAUGUACAAAAAUAACUAGGCUAUCAUCAGCCAAAGUAAGAAAAAAUAGCCUACAUGGCAAAGAGUCACAGACUAAAACAUCCUCACACAGCUGAGGUUCUGGAGCUCAAAGAUGCAUGUCUUCUUUCCAUGGAGCUUCCAGACAAUUGAAACUCUGACUCUGUGCAUAAAUAUUUAGCGUUUCAGUGCUUGAGGAUCUCGGACCGUGAUGUAAUAUGGGCAAUGAGGCUAUGACAAAAUAUUAAGGAAGAUUAAAAAAAAAAUGUUACAGUUGAUACAAUCUUUAUAUAUUAAUGGGAAUAUGUGUAAUCCAUUCCACAAGAAAACAAAGAAUAGCUUAUUAUGAGUAGAAUAAAUUUUAUUGUAAUGCCAACAUGGAAUUUGUCAGGAUUUUGUCUGAAAUUUGUACAGCUGCAUAGUGUAAAAACCAUCUGUAAACAGACAACAGUGUAACUAAUCUAACGUGAAAGAAUAACAUUUUUGUAGGCCUAUAACAUGUUUGGACAUUUGGUAGUUUUGCCAAGCUAUUUUAUGUAAUUUACUUUAUUGUAUGUGUUUAGUUCAGGGGGUCGUCUUGCCUUGUGGGAGUUUCCAUUUUGAUUCCUGAUACCACCAGAGAGGAGUGAAUGACCAGAGCCCUCCCUCCUCCCCUGUGACUGAGGCAACAGGUGCAGAAUUGUGCAUGAAGAAUGGCAUCGUCUGCUGAGGACAUCAUAGAGACUGCUGCCCUGGGGAGGCCGUUUACUCUUGGGAUGUUGUACGAUUGCAGAAAGGAUUUCCUUGUUCCAGGUAUAACAUUGUGGAAUUAUGAUGACCUGCAGAAGAAUACUCGUAAAACAACACACCAAAACACAGAAUUCAAUAUCACAGCAUCAGACUCCAUUGAUGAGAAGUCAAAUUCAUUGAAUGUAUCUGGAUCUCUAAAACUAAGUCUCCUUGGAGGACUAGUGAAUGUGUCAGGAUCAGCUAAAUACUUCCAGGACACAAAGAAAUCUCACAAACAACAGCGGCUCACUCUUAAUUACAAAACAACAACUAGAUAUGAAGCACUUACAAUGUCUCACCUGGGCCGAGGUAAGGUAUCCCAUCCCAACGUGUUUGAAGAUCGCACAGCCACACAUGUUGUCACUGCCAUCUUGUACGGGGCCAGUGCUUAUUUCAUGUUUGACAGAGAAUCAUCUAACGACGAAGACAAGAAACACGUUGAGGGGGAAGCCAAACUGAUGAUGGAUAAGCUGAAAUUCAUCAAAAUAAGUGCAGAGGCAUCUUUUGACAUGGAUGAAAGAGAGAAAUGUGCCUUGGAAAAAUUCAGUUGCACAUUCCACGGAGAUUUCCAUCUUACCAGCAAUCCAUCAUCAUUUAUCGAGGCUAUGAAUGUUUACAGACAACUUCCAAAGUUGCUUGGAGAGGAUGGUGAGCAUGCUGUUCCAGUCAGGGUGUGGAUGUACCCUCUGGUGAAGCUGGACUCAAAAGCUGCAAAACUUCAAAGAGAAAUCAGCAACAGCCUCAUCACAUACACAUCAGGAGUGAUAGAGGACUUAAAUGAGACAGAGAUGAGAUGCAAUGACCUGCUGAAGGACACAGAAGCAACAACCUUCUCUGCCAUGAAGGAGAAGCUUCAGACCUUCAUGCAAAACUGCCGUCACUACAAGGUGGAGUUUGUGCAGAAGCUUGGGUCAGUGCUUCCUUCUAUCCGAGGGGGUGUACAAGAGGAGAGAGACCUUGCAGACAUCCUUAAAGCACAUGAGAAAUCUCCAUUCAACAGUAAAGACCUGGUUCAGUGGCUUACCGUGAAGGAAAAGGAAUCAGAGACAAUUACUCCCUUCCUCAAGCAGCUAGAGAAACUGGGUGCAAAAUUAGAUGACAACUUGGAUGGUCUGUUAUCUGAUCUAGACAUCACAAAUAUUGUGAGCUUCACAUUUACCUCCAUAGACCAGCCUGAUAGCAGCCUCAUGAAACAAUCACAUUUCCUUUCUCCAGCAGGAAUGAUGAAUGAAUGUCCAGAGUCUGACACUCUACAGAACAGAAAUACAGAGUGGAUCUCUGCUGAUACAAGGCAAACGAUGAGGAAACAGUUACAACAGUUUAAGCAUUUGAAGGAGCAGUUGGACAGCAGUGAUGACACCAAAUUCAUUGUAGCAUCCAAAUAUGAUGAGCGUUUCCCUGGAGCCUGUAUAUUCAUAUAUGAAGAUGGGAGUGAUGAGCCUGUCCCCUUCACUCCUCCAUCCAAACCUGCCACUCCAACCACCUCUGAUGUUUCAUACCACAGAUUAACAGUUGGGGUAUCAGACCCAGAUUCUGCCACUGUAGAGCACCGGGUAGAGUUCAGAAUGAAGAGUGAAUGGAUUUCUCACCCUGUGCAGAAGAACGAGAAAACAGUGACCCUAUCAGGACUGAAACCAGAUACUGAGUAUGAGAUCAGAGUCACAGCUGUGGGUAAACUUGGCUAUUCCAUCAGCAGUGAUGCUAUUACUGUCAAAACCACUAUUAGCCCACCAACUGAAGCAAAAGUUGAGAAUGUGAAGGCUUACUCAACCAACAUUGGCCCACCAACCAAUGUGAAAGUAAUUGAAAAGAAGGCAAAUUCAAUUACACUGAGCUGGUUAAACCCAGAAAAUUGUGAAGGUGUAGAGCAGUACCUUAUUGAGUACAAGGAGGAACACAGCAGUCGUUGGCAAAAACAAGACACAAAAAAAGAAAUGUACAAAUCUACUCUGAAGAACCUGAAACUGAACACUAGCUACUCCAUCAGGAUGCGCACAGAUGCAAAGAGUGGAAUGAGUGACUAUGGUGACAUUUUACUGGCUACAACCAGGGAAGGGCCACAGGACAAAAAAAGGUUCACUAUGUUGCCAUCAGGUAACCCACCAGUAACCCUACCAGUGUAUGGGCUAAAUUUACAAAAGGCAACCACAGUUCAGUUCAGAAAAAUGGAGUUUGGAAAACCCAAGCCAUUAGGCAACCCCCCAAACAAAACCAUCAUGUUUGUUGGUGCCACUGGAUCUGGCAAAACAACCCUCAUCAAUGGCAUAAUCAACUACGUACUGGGAGUUGACUGGGACAAUGACUGGAGAUUUAAACUGAUUGAUGAAGAUACUCAGAAAACUCAAGCACACAGUCAGACCUCAGCGGUGACAGCCUAUCAGAUUUACCACACAGAUGAAUUCCAAGUUCCAUAUUCACUCACUAUCAUUGACACCCCAGGGUUCGGGGACACCAGAGGGAUCAAACAUGACAAGGAGAUUACAGACCAAAUAAAACAGUUCUUCACAAAUAAGGAUGGCAUUGAUGCAAUUGACGCUGUGUGUUUUGUAGUGCAGGCUGCUUUAGCUCGUCUGACACACACACAGAGGUACAUCUUUGAUGCUAUUCUCUCUGUGUUUGGUAAGGACAUCGCCAGCAACAUCAUCACUCUGGUCACCUUUGCUGACGCCAAAACUCCUCCAGUACUGGCAGCCAUCAAAGAGGCCGACAUUCCAUGUGCCAAACAAAAGGAUGGGACCCUCAUCUAUUUCAAAUUCAACAACUCUGCACUUUUUGCCAACAACAUCAAAGAGAAUAAGGAUGGCAAAGACUCUUCUGAUGAGGACAAGGAGGAGGAUUUUGAUUACAUGUUCUGGAAAAUGGGGAAAAGCAGCCUGAAGAAAUUCUUCACUCAUCUGAAGACAAUGACAACCCAAAGUCUGAGUCUGACAAAGGAAGUUCUCCAGGAGCGUGAUCGGCUGGAGGCAACUGUUGAGGGAUUGCAGCCACUCAUCCAAAAGGGUUUGUCAAAAAUGGAGGAAAUACGAACAACAGAAGCAGCACUGGACAAACACAAGAACCAAGUUGAGGAGAACAGGGACUUUGAAUAUGAAGUAGAGGUUGAGAAACCUCAGAAGAUUGAUAUUCCAAGAGGAGAAUACAUCACCAACUGCCUUCAAUGCACUUUCACCUGCCACCGUCACUGUAGAAUACCAAAAGAUGAGGAUAAAAGGGGCUGUGUUGCAAUAGGUUCUAAUGGGUAUUGCACAGUUUGCCCUGGAAAAUGUAUAUGGAACAUUCAUCACAAUAUGGAGUACCGAUUUGAGACACAACGUGUGAAAGAAAAGAGGACGUACCAGAAUCUGAAGACAAAAUUUGAAGAAGCACUUGGAGAGCAGAUGACCACAGAGAAAAUGAUGUCACAGUUGAACCUUGAAUAUGAGCUAGUGCAGGAGGAGGUUGUUGAGAUGAUGAAUACUGUCAAUGCAUGUCUGACACGUCUGAAAGACAUCGCACUUCGGCCAGAUCCUUUGUCUACUACUGAGUACAUUGAUCUGAUGAUACAGUCCGAGAAACAGGAGUGUAGACCUGGAUAUAACGAGCGCAUCCAAGAGUUAACGGUAGUGAGACAAAAAGCUGUUGUGGUUCAGAAAAUGGCAAAGAGCAAGCCUGGACUUAAAGGUCGUACUAAAAGGGUCUUCAGUAAUAUCGUGAGUUGGUUUACCGAGUAACAAAUCUAGAAAGGUUACGUAAGGAAGUCUUGCCUGUGGUAUCUAACCUUUUAAUGUCUGUAGGCCUAUAUAAUCUUACUAGUUGUGUUAGAAUGUUUACGUGCAGUACUCUUGUCCAGGGUCGCUAUCAAAAGUCAAUCAUUCCAACUUGUCAGUUAAAAUACCAAAUGUGAAUACAUUAUGCACUCAUACUGUGCAUCACCCAUAUUAUGACAAUGCCUUUUUACUCUUUCAGUAAUUUCUCAGAUUUGCUGCAGUUAUUAGCGUUUUAUUUAGUUGGUUCUGUGUUGUUAUUGCAUUGAUGAAAUUAUGUUCUAAUUGUUGUUCUGCAUAUUUCCUGUGCCCUUCGGAUCUGCUAGUGAUAUUGGCUAUGAUUAUGUCCAUGAUUGUGAGUCGCUUUGGUUAAAAAGUGUCUGCCAAAUGCAGUGGAAUGUAGUGUAAUGUAAUUUGAAUUGCACUGAAUGAACAAAACUAGGAUUUUAGCCUUCUUUAGCCAAAAUGCGUUAUCUACUAAAGGCAUUAUGGAACUCUAUUCCACUACAUAUGAGGGAAUGUCCCUCUUUAGCCUCCUUUAAGAUGGAGAUUAAAAAGUGGCUUCGAGCCCAACAAACACUGAUAGUCUGAACCUCUACACAGCGUUCACACACACACACACACACACACACUCACAUAACACAUAGCCCUAUUUUGGGAGCAGUUUUUUUUUUUCUUCUUAUUGACGUGCUUUAUGCGUCUAUAUUGUGUUUCAUUUAUUUUGUUACUAACAGUCUGUUUUGGUUUUAGAUGUAUGUUUGGGGUUUUAAUUUAUAAUGCUUGUAAACAUCUUGCCGGCCUAUUUUGGACACCAGAUGGAAAUUAGCCUUUGGGCUACAAUCUGGCACAUUUACAUAUAUGUGCAUGUAUGUAUAUGUUCAUUAAUGUGCAAUGUCCUGAAGAAAUAAAUGAAUUGAAUUGAA